Molecule: messenger RNA, 3455 nt
Organism: Malus domestica (apple)
Lineage: Eukaryota; Viridiplantae; Streptophyta; Magnoliopsida; Rosales; Rosaceae
Source: RefSeq, a predicted model, not a curated record
GAAAUAGCCGCUUCGUCUCAAGUCUCAACCCCCCACUCUCUCCUUCUCCACUCUCUGAGCUCCCACCACCACCACCGCCUCACGCCAAUUUCUCGCCCGUUUUACCGCGAUAUUUCCCCCCCUUCCAUCCGCCAUUUCUCUCACACACACUCUCUCUCUCUCUCUCUCUCUCUCUCUCUCUCUCUCUCUCUCUCACCGUCUCACGUACUAAACGUAUUAAAAAAAUUUCAAACUUUGAAUUCGGAUUUUUCUCUUCCGGAAAUCAAUUCGAUUCCGGAAAUCCGUAUUCUUUUGUUUUCGUAGUUUUUCUCUGACAGAAAAAGAAUCGUCUCCGGAGCUUGCGGGUUUUGUUUGAUCAACAAAAACAAAAGCUUGAAGCUUUUGGUUUCUUCAGGUUUGAGCAUGAGCUUGAUUUUCCCGGGAAAAUAUUUUUCCAGGAAAUGGGAAUGGUGGGGACGCGAUCUACUAUAUCCCUGGAGGGGGAUUUGGGUUCUGCACCUGGACCGGAGAAGCUUGAAGUUCCAGGGGAGAAGACGAGCAGCGAAGUUGUGAACGACUCGGGUGGAGGCCGGUCUGGCUCAGGUGGGUCCGGUCGGGGAAGUGCCGGCGGUGGAAGGAGUUUUGGGAACCUGAACGUUGAUGUAUCUGAUGCUGAGGAGGGUUUGGUGAAGCUGAAAGGGAAGGGGAGUGUUGGGAAGUUGGAGUCGGUUUUGAGGAACGAGAAGAAGGCGGUGAGUGGCGGUGCUGAGGCGGAGAGUGGAGGGAAAGGAAGAGGGGUUGGAGAAAACGGGGGUUCUUUGGGUGGGAUUGGAGAAGGCCCGGAUGGGACUGAGACUCGUGAGGCCGGGACUGAUGUGAACGGAGGAGGGAUUGAAGAGAAUGGGAGCUGUUUGGAUGGGAUUGGAGAAGACCCGGAUGGGAAAACUGAUGAGAUUACUGAGGACAUGGAUGAUGAGGGACAUGAGUUUCUUGUUGGGGAUUUCGUGUGGGGAAAGAUUAAGAGCCAUCCGUGGUGGCCUGCACAAAUUUGUGAUCCUUCGGACGCUUCGGAGUAUGCCCUGAAAUUGAAGGCCAAAGACAGGCUCCUGGUGGCGUAUUUUGGGGACGGAACAUUUGCUUGGUGCAAUUCUUCGCAGCUGAAACCGUUUGAGGAGGAUUUUAGGAAGAUGUCUCGGCAGAGUAGCUCGAAGGCAUUUGUUAAUGCUGUGCAGCAGGCUGUGGAUGAGGUUGGAAGGCUUGUGAGGUUGAAGAUGAGUUGUAUAUGUGUAAAGGAAGAGUUCCCAGGUGAGGUUGGUCGGCCGUUGGCAGUAAAUGCCGGAAUUAAGGAAGGAGUUCGUGUGCCAGAAGGCAGGGUUGGGAAGCUUUUGGAUCGUGUUUCUGAGCCUGCAGAGCUUCUUGCUGAGUUGAAACGUGUUGCAGAAGUUAUGUCCAUGUCUAGUGAGCUUGAGCUGAAUGCUUUAAAGAGUUGGUUGUCUGCAUUUUAUUGUUCAAAAGGAGGCUAUCGAUUGCCUGUUUUUGUCGAAGCGCAGCCAGUUCCUGGUCUCGAGGAUGAUUGGAGGGAGGUGGAUGUCCCGGUCCAAGGGCCAUUCGAAGACUGGUUUUCUUCUCCCAGAAAAACAGGACAAACUGAUCAACCUUUCAACGAAGGCUCAGCUCAAGGUUUAGAGAAUAGGCAACACCAAAGAAGGAAGCAGAAGAGCAUUGCUGAUCUUAUGGAAGAAGACGAUGAUAUUCAGGCGGAAACUAAGGAAGGAGCAACCUCAGAGAAAGCAGGGGCAUCAUCUGGACGGAACAAGCGGAAAGGUGGCGAGAAUCAUAGUGAGAGUAAUUUGACUUCUGAAUCCGGAAAGAGAAGGGCCAAGCUUUCAAAGACGCCAACAAGCUCGCAUAUGAAAAAACUUUCAAGUGUUGGUGCUAGUGAAACUAAGAACGGUGUCUUAACAAGGAGCAGGAAGAAGGAUGAACGUAUUGCAAUUGAUGGCAAUGGUGGCGAGACCAAAGAAGAAGCUGGCGAUAGUCCUGUUUCAAGAGACGAGGAAUUGCGCAGUGGCGGUUCACAAACUGACAUGAAAGACCAAAUUGAUCACCCCUCUUCGACAAGAGAGAGGAAAAGGAGCAAGUACUUGUCCCCUCCCUUCAUAAAUCUAAGGACCGGAAAAAGGAGUCUAGACAUAGAAGUAGAAUCUCCGAAAGUUUCUAAUGACAACCUUGUUGGGUCACCGAAGAUGCUGAGUCCUUCCGCGGAGACAUUACAGAAGAAAGACUCUACAGAACUUACUGGGAAUGAGAUAAUUGGUGGCUCGAGUUCGAAAAAACCAUCAGAAGAUGAGAAGAGCAUUGAUCCGAUGAAAGCUAAUGUAUCUACUCAUAAAGUGCUAUCUGGACUCCGCUCUGCAGCUGUUAAUCCAUCAUCUCGAGUAGAAACGAAAUCCUUUAAGAUUGUUGGGGAUUUCAUGUCCAUAUUCAGAGACUCGAUUUAUCGCAAUGGCUCCAACUACGAACUGUACAAGAAGAAGCAACCUCAUAAGAAGAGAAAGAAGUUAGAAUCUGAACCUGGCUCAAUGGGGAAAGACCGAAAUCAGAUCACAGAAAAGCUGCCCGAAACUGACUCUGGGAAGAAGAGAACCAAGAAGAGCAGCGAGACAAAGUCCGAUAAGUCUACACAAAAGCAAGCUACUGAGACAUCAGGUUCAGAGCCUGGUAAGCGAAAAUCAAAGAGUGCUUCUGGAACUCCGGAUUUGAAGAAAAGGCGUAAGAAGACCGAUGAAACAGCUUCACCUGCAUCCCUUUUUGUGACAUUUGGCCCCGGGUCCUCUCUCCCCACAAAAUCCGAUCUUAUCAAGAUUUAUGGUAAAUUCGGAGAGCUGAACGAAACAGAAACAGAGAUGUUCUACACCAAUUUCUGCGCUCGUGUUUCCUUUGUAAAAUUUGCCGAUGCACAAGAGGCCUUCAACCAUUCGCAAAAUGACAGUCCGUUUGGAGCUGCCAAUGUCACUUUCCGGCUUCAUAAUCUGGCAGCUGCUUCGAAGCUUCGCGAGCUGACUGAAAUAUCCAAUUCUGCUCCUGCUAAGAAGUCCAGGGGCAAGACCAGAACCCAGGCAUUAGCUUCGCAGCCACCCGCCGCGGUUGGUGAGGCGUCACAAGUCGACUUAAUCAAGCGGAAACUGGAGGGGAUGACCUCAAUGCUGGAUGAUUCAACCGGCCAAGUGUCGGAAGUGACGAAAUCGAAACUGGAGAGCGAGAUAAAGGAGCUGUUGGGGACGGUAAGCACGAUGGUCUAAUCGUCGUCGUAGAUGGGUUUCUAUGCUAGGGUAAUUUGAACCUUUUGUUUCUGCACACAAUCCCCAGUCAUGUGAUAUACUUAGUGAGCGAGUGCGUAAGCAGGCGAAGUUAGUAUAUCUCCAUGUAACUAGUUGCUUCGACCUAUAAAUAUAGAGAUCAAAAGGAGUUAUGUU